Phragmites australis (common reed) is the source of this 1977-nucleotide messenger RNA. RefSeq lists its product as uncharacterized. NCBI's taxonomy places the organism in Eukaryota, Viridiplantae, Streptophyta, Magnoliopsida, Poales, Poaceae. The coding region runs from base 339 to 1751 and encodes 470 amino acids. The record is from RefSeq and is a predicted model, not a curated record. The transcript has 2 exons.
CUUUUCUUCCCACCUCCCUUCGCCAAGUUCUUUUCGAAAUUUCUGGGAAAAUUUUCGGUUCGGUGCAACCGAUGACCACGACUUUUGGGUAGUUUCUUGGAUUUUAUUCGGCCGCCUGCAGCCUGCUUGGAGAAGUUCGUUGGUGAAUUGGGUGCAGCUAGGAUGGGAAGCUAUAAAUUUUCUGUGCUUGGAUUAGAAGAAACGUAGGACCAAACCCUAGGAACCAAAUUGCCUUCGGAAUGUGUGAGAUUAGGAUGGGUUAAUUGGAUUUUACGACUAGGGCAAAAUUUUUUGUCGAAUUGCCUCCAAAGCCACCUCUCGAUUCUUCUCUGGUUGAGAUGAAUUGGGGCAAGGUAGCUCGAUUUGGUGGUGCAAAUAGAGAGAAGUUAGCUGAAUUACACUUUAUGGAUAUCAAAACAGCUAGCUUUGAUCGUGGCGUUGGAAGGGAGAAUAUGAUCAGAUUGCUUCCAGAGUUGUCUUUCGAUGACAAGGCGGUGGUGCCCAAGUUAGCUCUCCCCCAGCUAGCGCCGCUAGAUAAGUAUUUUGUUCAAACAUCGCAGAGGAAAGGAUCUACAUCAAGGAGAUGGAGAAGAGUGAGGAGGCAAUCACACGACAACCCACUGCAUCUGAACAUCGAUUUCUUGGUGCUAGCCACACGCUAUUCGCUGGGCAUAGUAGGGUUGAGGAUGUCCGGGGAUUGGAAUCAGAAACGGGUUAGGGUGAAGGAUUUUGGUGUGGGAGGAACAGGACGCAAGACACACCGAAGAACUAUUAUGGACAAGACACAUUCUUCCUUUGUCGAAUCUUACUUGAUAGCAUCUGAUGCAGGUGAUGCUUUUAGCAAAUACAGGCAUAGAAAAAUGUCAAUGAGCUACAACGGCAAUCAAAGCGAGGACCGGCAAAGUGAGGAGGUUCACUCAGCAUACACAAGGUACAGCGAGGUUGAUGAGGAGAUGGUAAUAAGGAGGAACUUUAGUUUGGAUCGCACUGAAGAGCAAAAUGAUGAAAACGAGUGGAGUUGGGUGCCCCAAGAUAAAGAUGGUGAUCCUCUUGCUGAAUCAGUUUCUUCACUUCAUACUACACAAGAAGUCCUUGAAAGUGAGAUAAAAAAAUUAUCAGAACUUAGCAAAGAGUUUGAGGCCGAGGAAUCCAGUUGUGGUAACAAAGACCAAGAUGUGAUCGCUUUGCCGCAUGGAGAGGUUGACGUGCUGCAAAUGAAUAAGAUAGAGCAUCUUGAACAGAAACUGAAAGAAGCAUCAAACACUAUCAGAGAAAAAGAUCUAAGGUUAUCCAAUCUUCAAAUAGUUAUGGAUAGCACACCUAGACCAAUGCUGGAGGAGGAGGCCGCUAACAUCGAUCAGUUGGAGAUGGAGGUCGAGCGGCAACUGCAGGAGAAACUACAAGCCGAAAUUCAGUGUCUGGUCAUGGUGAAAGCAAGACAGAAUUGGCAAGUCCGGGCAGAGGAUCAGAUCGCCUUGGAGGAGCACAAGUCGUCUGCUGGGGACAACAACACGAGAAUGAUGCUCAAGCUGCGAGACACGGAGAGAAAGAUCAUCAUGCUGAAAGAGCAGGUGGACAAGCUGGAGGCCCAUGAGAAGGAGCUCCAUGGGACGACCGAAGUCCUGAAGAUGCAGAGCAGAACCUUCAAAGUGUCCCUCUUUGGUCUCGUCCAGCUGAUAAUACUGUGCCUUUCCUUGAAGAUGUUCUUCGCGCGGGUCUCGGACACCUUCGGCGAGGUUGUACCAACAUGAUUUAGUUAGUGUUCUUUCAGCCUGUAAAUUCGCUCUCCUGGUUUACAGUAUGGUAGGAGGUACAGUUUCAAUACAGUGAAGUGCAAGUGGUAUUUGAUGUACGUCAGAAACUACGCUUGUUCUGUAAAAAAAUAGAUGUGUGCACAAACUGGGUUCGAUUGACUAGUCGGACAACAUGACUGACGGUUUGCAGUUACUGAAAAGUAUUGGCAUCAGUUCCUUUCGA